UUCUCUGUCUCUCAAUUCUUUCACGAAUCGAGGAUUAGUUGUUUGGAUUUCGAAUAUGACUACACGUUAUUGUUUUGCAGCAUUGUUGAGAUCAUGGGAACCUUGGCACUAGAUAAUGAGAAUGUACACUCUGAAGAGUACGUAACAUUGGGGCUUAAAGAAUCGGGGAAUGGAAAUUCCGGAAACCCCCGAGUUUUAUCACUUUUGUCAACACUUCUUGAGAGGUCUGUUCAGAAAAAUGAAAGGAUACUAGAGGCCACAAAGACCAAAGAUGCUAUCACAAUAUUUCACGGUUCAAGAGCACCUUCUCUGGGCAUCUGUCAAUAUAUUGAUCGUAUUUUCAAGUACUCGCGCUGCAGCCCUUCAUGCUUUGUUUUAGCAUACAUAUAUGUGGAUAGAUUCGUUCAGAAGACAAAUUUUUACUUAACAUCCCUAAACGUUCACCGAGUUAUAAUCACCAGUGUAAUGGUGGCAGCGAAGUUUAUUGAUGAUGCAUUCUUCAAUAAUGCAUACUAUGCUAGAGUGGGAGGCGUAAGCACGGCAGAGUUGAACAAGUUGGAGAUGAAGCUUUUAUUUGGUCUCGACUUCCAACUUCACGUGAAUCUGCAGACAUUCAGGAAGUAUUGUUCGCUGUUGGAAAAGGAAGCAACGGACGUGCUUCAGAUUGAACGCUCGUUCCAGGUGUGUGGAAUAAAAAAGAGCUGGCAAAACAAAGACGAUUCAACUUGUGCUCCUACAAUUGCUAGAUGAAAUUCUACUUGGGUCUGGAGAUAUGAAGACAAAAAGUUGCAAUAAAAGAAAAUGGAUUUUAAAUUAGUUUGUCACACAGUUUAGUGGAUAUGAUUGUUGUAAGAUUGCAGCCUGCUGUAUUUUUCUUCUUCAUUUGAGUAGCAUAGAGUUUGGUCUAGGAAUCAUUUCUCCUUGUUCUUUUGGAUUCCUUCACUCUAUUUUUUGUCGAUUUUCCUUUUCGAGUUC
Olea europaea var. sylvestris is the source of this 975-nucleotide messenger RNA. RefSeq names its product cyclin-P3-1-like. Gene Ontology annotation, molecular function: protein kinase binding. Gene Ontology annotation, biological process: regulation of cyclin-dependent protein serine/threonine kinase activity. The transcript is spliced from 2 exons. The coding region runs from base 94 to 750 and encodes 218 amino acids. The record is from RefSeq and is a predicted model, not a curated record. NCBI's taxonomy places the organism in Eukaryota, Viridiplantae, Streptophyta, Magnoliopsida, Lamiales, Oleaceae.